CUCUCGCGCUCACAUAACAGACGAGUCCUCAGUGGCCGCUGGCACCGACGGCGGCGCAACACGCAUAGGCUUCGUCUCCUCUCCGACGCUGACGUCACGCCGCUACUGACGGCCUCCGCUGCCCAAGAUGCUGCUGCUCGUGCUGUUCGCCGUCGCUGUCGUGUGCUGGGUGCUGCACCGAUGGAUCAACAUGAAGCCCAAGAACUUCCCUCCAGGGCCUCCUUGCUUCCCAGUGGUGGGCAGCGCACUGUCUGUACCUCAAGCAAGGCCGGACCUGAAGAUGGAGGAGUGGCGCGAAACGUAUGGCCCCGUUGUGGGGCUCGUGAUGAGCAGCCAGCUGGGCGUCGCUGUCUGCAGGCCUGAUGCGGUCUUCGAGGCCCUCAAGAACGACGACCUGCAGGGGCGGCCCGACAACAAGUCCUUCCGCGAGCGCACCUUCAACAAGAGACUAGGUGUUUUCUUCACGGACGGGCCGUUCUGGGUGCAGCAACGGCGCUUCACGCUGCGCCACCUGCGGGAUUUCGGCUUCGGCAAGAUCAGCAUGGAGGGCCGCAUCCUGGAGGAGGUCGAGGACCUGGUGGGCAGCCUCGCCAACAGGACCGUGCAGGUAACUGAACUCUUCGGUAUUCACAUGGUGAACGUACUGUGGGCCGUGGCGGCUGGAUCGCGCUUCGAGAGGCACGACGCGCGCCUGAAGAAGCUGCUGGAAGGCGUGAACGAAACGUUCCGGUCCGGCAAUCCGACGGGCAGCAUGCUGAGGCGCAUGCUGCCUUUCCUCACGAAGCUGGCGCCCGGCCUCACCGGCUACACCAGGGAGGUCGAGACCAGGACGGAGCUCCAGGACUUCAUCCGGGAAGCAGUGCACCAGCACAGGGAGACUCUAGAUGUGGACAAUCCACGAGAUUUCAUUGACGUUUACCUGCGGGAGAUGGAUGCAUCCAAGGACCCUACAUUCACAGAGGAUGGACUUGUGGCCACUGUAUUCGAUCUCUUUGGUGCUGGUGCGGAAUCAGUGUCCAACACAUUGGCAUUUGCUGUGAUGUACCUAGUUCUCCACCCAGAUGUGCAGCAGAAACUGCACAAAGAACUGGAUCUCGUUGUGGGGCAGGCCCGCAGGGUCUCUCUUGAAGACAGGCCACAGUUACCAUAUCUGGAAGCUGUGAUAACUGAGGUUUCCCGCAUAAACACAAUUGCACCCUUGUGUCCGCCACAUGCUGCUCUCAAGGACACAACCCUCUGUGGAUACAACAUUCCCCAGGGAACAUGGCUCUUCAUCAGCUUGUGGAGCAUCAUGCAUGACCGGGAACAUUGGGGAGAUCCAGAUGUGUUCCGGCCAGAGCGUUUCAUUGACAAGGAGACUGGCAAAUUUGUACGAGACCCUUUCUUCAUCAAUUUUGGCACUGGUUCAAGAGUUUGUCUUGGCAUGGCACUUGCCAAGAAUAAUUUGUUCCUUUUCUUGGCAAGUCUCCUUCAGGACUUCACUAUUUCUUUGCCUCCAGAUGAACCUAAGCCAUCUACACUUGCAUUGCCUGGGUUUACUACAGCACCCAAGCCCUUCAGGGCACACUUUUCAACAAGGUGAUAUUUGAAAAGUAAUGUCUGGAAAAAGAAGUGUAGUGUAUUGAAUGCAUUUCUGUAAAUGUAUUUACUUGUAUGAAAAUAUGCUUUUCAUUUAGCAACAGCCUGUUCCUGUAAAUGUUCUGAACUUCUUGUCUAACAUCAUAUGUUUUUGUAUAAAUAUAUUUACUUUUAUAAAAACAUAAUUCUCGCUAA
Messenger RNA from Schistocerca piceifrons (Central American locust), 1773 nucleotides. Its product is annotated as methyl farnesoate epoxidase-like. Gene Ontology annotation, biological process: xenobiotic metabolic process. Lineage: Eukaryota; Metazoa; Arthropoda; Insecta; Orthoptera; Acrididae. The transcript has 9 exons. The coding region runs from base 128 to 1582 and encodes 484 amino acids. Gene Ontology annotation, cellular component: intracellular membrane-bounded organelle; cytoplasm. Gene Ontology annotation, molecular function: oxidoreductase activity, acting on paired donors, with incorporation or reduction of molecular oxygen, reduced flavin or flavoprotein as one donor, and incorporation of one atom of oxygen; heme binding; iron ion binding. The record is from RefSeq and is a predicted model, not a curated record.